Lytechinus pictus (painted urchin) is the source of this 768-nucleotide messenger RNA. Its product is annotated as UDP-glucuronosyltransferase 1-6-like. The transcript has a single exon. Bases 1 to 768 code for a protein of 255 amino acids. Lineage: Eukaryota; Metazoa; Echinodermata; Echinoidea; Temnopleuroida; Toxopneustidae. Gene Ontology annotation, molecular function: UDP-glycosyltransferase activity. The record is from RefSeq and is a predicted model, not a curated record.
AUGGCUGUUUUCACGUUUACUGUUCUUCUGCUUGGAUUUCUACAAGUCCCUCGGGGAAGCAAUGUUCUGAUUUUUAGUGGAUACGGUGAAGGAAGUCAUUUUAUGUCUGCUGCUCUUGUUGGAAAGGAGCUUAUGCGUCGUGACCAUAAUAUCACUGCAUUAAUAAGCAAUGCUUACGAGUACAGAGCAAAUGAAACCAAGUACAUUGAUUUAAAGUUUGAAAUCUUCAAGCACAAUGUUCCUCCUGAGGAAGUUCGGGUUCGUCAUGAGCGUUUCACAGAGUCAAUAUUCAGAGGAACCUGGUUGAGGGAUAUCCUUUUGAACGCUACAACCAUAAUGAAUUGGUUUAUCGACGAUUGCCAGGCGUUGUUCGAUGACAAGCCACUUCUACAACGACUCCUUGAAGCUAAGUUUGACGUGGCUUUCAUUGAUCCUUUAUGGCCAUGCUCGUUGCUUGUUGCUGAAUACUCGGCCAAGAGACAUGUGUCCUUUAUGGCUACCACAUGGAUGAACAACGUUCCCAGCGUGAAUGGAAAUCCUUCCAACGCUGCCUUCGUGCCAGAGGGUAAUAAUGGCUUCACAAAUCACAUGACUUUGAUCCAGCGGGCUCUGAACUGUAUCAUGGGCAUGGUCAAUAAAUGGACAUUGAAGAUGAGUGAUUCGCACACCGCUCUCCAACAUGCUAACGGGAUAUAUGCCCAGAUCUUCGGACCUCGCAGCUUUACUAGAGGUCACAACUUAUUCUGCUUAACGUGGAUUUCGCUCUAG